Messenger RNA from Pistacia vera, 1451 nucleotides. RefSeq names its product ataxin-3 homolog. The transcript has 2 exons. Gene Ontology annotation, biological process: protein deubiquitination. The coding region runs from base 279 to 1118 and encodes 279 amino acids. The record is from RefSeq and is a predicted model, not a curated record. Gene Ontology annotation, molecular function: cysteine-type deubiquitinase activity. Gene Ontology annotation, cellular component: nucleus. NCBI's taxonomy places the organism in Eukaryota, Viridiplantae, Streptophyta, Magnoliopsida, Sapindales, Anacardiaceae.
UUCCUUCGGUGCUGCGCAAGUUGGCAAGUGUAAAACCUUCAUUACACGUCCUCAAUGACCAGUUCACUUGAAGUCACGCCAAACCAAACAAAACCGAUAUUAUUAUAUUCUCAUUCUUUUUGGUUUUUCCUCGAUCUUCUUCUCUUCAUCCAAACGAAAACGCUCUCUAUAUUUAUACAACGUGUCACAGUUAAAACUUAAAACACAAUUACAUCAAUUUUAGGGUUGUACAAAUUCAUUCAUACUGAAAAAGAGUUGCUUUUUGAUUAAUAACACGAAUGGAAGGGGCAAGUAACGGAGGUAUGUUGUACCACGAGGUACAAGAGUCGAAGCUGUGCGCUGUACAUUGCGUCAACACGGUGUUGCAGGGUCCGUUUUUCUCCGAAUUUGAUUUGGCGGCGCUGGCGUCGGAUCUCGACGGUAAGGAGCGCCAGAUGAUGCUUGAAGGCGGCGUCUCCGCUUCCUCCGGUGAUUUUCUAACCGAGGAGUCUCAUAACGUUUCUCUCGACGGAGAUUUCAGUAUUCAGGUUUUGCAAAAGGCAUUAGAGGUGUGGGAUCUGCAAGUCAUUCCCCUUAACUGCCCUGCUGCUGAGCCAGCCCAGAUUGAUCCGGAGCAAGAAAAUGCAUUUAUUUGCCAUUUGCAUGACCAUUGGUUCUGUAUCAGGAAAGUGAAUGGAGAGUGGUAUAAUUUUGACAGUCUUUAUGCGGCCCCAGAGCACCUCUCUAAGUUUUACCUCUCAGCCUAUUUGGAUUCUCUGAAAGGCUUUGGCUGGAGCAUUUUCCUGGUCAGGGGAAAUUUCCCAAAGGAGUGCCCCAUUUCAUCCUCCGAGACUUCUAAUGGUUACGGCCAAUGGCUCUUGCCUGAGGAUGCUGAGAGGAUUACUAAAUCUUGCAACUCAAGGGAGGGACCGAAGAGAAUCAAGCUGACUGAAGAGCAAUCUGAUCCAUUACUUGCUUUUGGGGAGGCUGAUGCGAUUCCAGAGAUUGAAGAUGAGGACUUGAAAGCUGCAAUAGCUGCUAGCCUCUUAGAUUCUUCCCCAGCAGUGGCUAGCGUCGAAACUAGUGCUCCAAAAAUUGAAAAUCAAGAUAGCAAAGAAAAACCUGCACAGGAGGAAUAAUAUUUUUAAAAUUUUUAGUUACUGGUUGAGUAUGAUGAUCCAUAUCGGGUUAGAUGUUGAUGCACUUUUCCAUAACACGAAUUGUUGUGUUUGUGCAGUAUAUACGUUCAUUAUACUUUGUCCAAGUCUAAUAACGUUGUCAAAAGUGUCAUCAAGAUAUGACAUUUUAGCUUUCAGUAUCUGGAUUUUUCGGAACGUUUUUCCUCGGGCAUACAUGCUCGGUCUCUGUAUUGGUUCUGCUUGUACGCGAUCUUUCUUGUUUUGCUACUGGGAGCGAAAUCCCAAUUCCCAGUAAUGCUACAGAGUUAGCAGGUCUUGGUUAACUUACAACAA